Messenger RNA from Paramisgurnus dabryanus, 6427 nucleotides. The record is from RefSeq and is a predicted model, not a curated record. NCBI's taxonomy places the organism in Eukaryota, Metazoa, Chordata, Actinopteri, Cypriniformes, Cobitidae.
UUGUACCGUAGAUGGAGAUACAAGACUGACGCAACAAGUUAAAGAUCCAGGGAUUCACGUGUGGAUUAACUUUUUGUUUAGAAGCGCAACCUGGACACGUUUUGGAUACGCCAAAGUGGACGGAGAGUUUGUUUUGGAGAUGCGCUUUAAAGUGGUGCUUAUUUUCUAAUUCAGCACAAAACCAAAGGCAGCAUCCACUGAAGCCAUUAUCAUGCGGGGAUACAACUGGACUUCGAAUCAGCGACCUUCACCUAUUUGCCAAGAACCACCACCACCUUAUCACGCCAGCAGGAAUUUCCAACACAAUGCACGACAAUCACACUUCGACUCCCCACCAUACCCCACAGGACAGGCACGGCAUCACAGUGGACAUCAAGAGGUUGUAAAUAACUGGAAUUUCCCUACAAGCAAUACAGAUGGCUUUGCUCAAGGUUUUCAACGAAAUUUCGGUUGGUAUGAGGGACAGCAAAACCAAACAUUUUCUCAACAACCAUUCACAGGCCAACAUCAACACUUCAGGUCUUCAAAUGUUGUUGGACGCAACACAGAUGGUUUUGUGUCUGACAACCCUAAUGCAGAUAGUUACCAUGCCAGAUACAACAUGCAGGCAUGUUCAAAUGCAUAUUUUCCCACCCAGCAAAACUACAGACAAACAGGACCACCGAAUAUUAAUGUUGCUCAUAUGUAUUGUGCUCAAUAUUCAGACCAUGGAAACUCCAGAACUAUGUCUAAUGAUAACAGGGACUGGAGUUCAAAUAUUUCUGACAAUUGCAGGUCUUACCAACAACCUCAGCGUAGACAAGCUCACUUCUAUCCUCAACAGUCAGGUCAACAGCAGACACCUAGACGUCCCUCAACACCUAAACAUUGGGCCAAAGACAAUUUCGUAACCAAAAAACAUAACAAAAGUCAAGCUGGACUUAAAAGAAAUACUUCUCCACCUUCAAAGAACUUUAAACAGAGUCGGACAGAACUGAGGUCUAAUGCAACUCUGAAUGUACCGGCAGCUCCAUCUCCGAAGAAUCAAAGCAGCCCUGAGCAUUCGACUCCAGACACAAAAGGUAAAUCAUGUGAUGUUAAUCAAAACUUUCAUAUACACCAAACAUCUACAUAUGAUACCCAAUUUAACCCUACCUCCAGACAUGAUUUCAACUUGACAUCUUAUAUUAACUCACAACUGUAUCGACUUCUGUGUUCAAAUGAAGGUACACAAGAUAACAAAUCAGCGACAAAUAAGCAGCCAUCAGAUGUCGGAGUUGAAAACACCAGUACGGAAAAAUCGGAGGACGGUGAUGCCAGCGUGACUGACGACUCCUCGCAAUCAAGGCAACUUUCUUCUGAGCCUAAUUUACAGUCUGUAGUUGAACCCCCCAGUAAACGAAAGAAAUACGAAUUAACUCAGACGAACUAUUGGAACAAGUUCCCAUCCAAAAACUCAAGCGUGUCUAAGGAUGGCAGGUUGCAGUCUGCCUUACCUGGCACCUGUCAGAUAGGCACAACCGAAGAAAACAGCAGUGGGCAAAGUAAGAUUCAAUAUGUUUCUGACCCCGCCCAAUGUCUUGAAGCUGUGUUUGCCCUAACGAAAGCCUUUCAGCAAAAAGCCAUAGCGGUUGUCCCUCCCAUUUCCCAGCAGACUUCAAACACAGAAAAGAUGGAUGAUGCAUGCAAAAGGGUUGUUGACAGUCCCCCUUUAAAGAUUGAUGCUGUCUGGUCACUUUCUGAAGAGUGUGAUGAGUCAAAAGAUCCUUUCAUAAAUGCAGAUGACAAGCUGUCACAAGACUCCUCACCAGAGGUUCAGCAGGAUGGCAGAAUCAGUCCUGUAAGUAAGACCACUAACAACAUUGCAGAUCCAAGCGUGACUCAAAGUUUAGAGACUGAUGUAUGUCAAAAUGACGUGCAACAAAGUGACUGUGAUUCGAGUGAAACUGAAAUUGAAUUGUCCAAUGUACCAGUGGUUGAAUAUACAUUAGAGAAAUUGAAGAGGUUAGUACAGUCUAUGGAGAUGACAGAGUCAUUUGCUGAACGUACAGAGAAACCCGAGGGAUCUGUUUUCGAUCAGAUCUUGGACAAGUACUGGAAUGGGGACGUUUGCUGUCUUUUAAAGUAUAUACGCACAAACAUAUUAGAUGAUGUCAGACACUCCCUGUAUGUUCAAAAUGUUGAAGAUGACAAAUCUGUGGUAUUUGAAAGCAUCACACCUGAAAACGUUAAAGAAGUGGCUCGCUUUAUAGUUGUAAACAAUGAGACGUGUUCAUCACCCCAGGAGUUUAGGUCUUCUUGGUUAAAUGUUGAUGCUCAGCCAGAUAUCGAAAAAGUCCUUUCAGAACCGCUCUCCAAUUACAUCACUAUCUCCGAAUUGGCGCCUUAUAACAUUUGUGUCCAUGCAGACAAUUUAGGUGAGAAAGACCUUGAGGUUACAUCAUUCGAUGCAGAUGAGCAAAGUGAAAGGCCAGACACUGGAAGUUUUGCAGAAAUUGUCACACCUUCUGCGGGAAAUGGCAGGGUGGAAAUGACCAGAGAGGACAAAGGGCAUUCAAAUGCAAAAAUUUGUGGAGUCGCAUUUCCUCGCAAUGUUCCCAGUGAACAAGAAACAUUUGAGAAGCGAGGUGACAAAAUGCAAAAUCGCAAGCAUCUAAACACAAAGCCUUUGGCAAACAUUUCACCCAUAGCGGACAUGUAUUUAGAACGGAGACAUGAUAGCACAAAAGAAACUUUAAGCCAAGAACAUAUAAGAGACAAACAAGAGCAAGUCUUAGCAUCUGCUCCGCUCAUUGAGCAACAAGUGAAAUUGGGCUCUGAACAACCACAUAAUAAUCUGCUUCCCGUGUGCCCUGGAGAUAAACCAUUGCCAUUUGUCAACGCUGUUUCAGAUUGUGUGAAAACCACAGAAGACCAAAGUAACUUCAUAAACACAUGGCAGGUAGAAGAUAUUUCAGAUGAUGACAGUUCAGGCAAAAUGGAGGUCCUUACAAACUCCACAGAUGCAAUGCAAGUAGAAAAUUUUUCUAAAGAUGAAAAUCUAUGCAAUACGGAGGCCCUUGCUAACUCCAAAGACACAAUGCAGACAGAAAGUAUUGCUAAAGAUGAGAAUUUAGGAAAUAUGGAAGUCAUUACUAACUCCACAGACAAAUGGCAGGUAGAAGAUAUUUCAGAUGAUGAUAAUUCAGGCAAUAUAGAGGCCAUUGCUGACUCCACAGACGCAAUGCAAGUAGAAAAUGUUUAUGAAAAUGAGAAUUCAGGCAAAAUAGAAGUCCUUUCAAACUUAUCAGACGCAAUGCAAGUAGAAGAAAUUUCUGAUGAUGAGAAUUCAGAUAAUGAAAACUCAUUCAAUGAUUGCUUGUUGAUGGAUAUGACAGUGCUGUCCUCCGAAGAUGCUUUAAAAUUUUUCCAACAGUUAGAAAAUCAACCUCAAUGUGACGUAAAAAACUCAGAGCUUGUGGCAUUAUCUUCCAAUGAGCCUAAUUGUGAAUAUAUCCAACCAAAAACCUGCUCUCGUUGUGGAACCAAUACUAUUGUGACAUCUGAAUUCACUUUUGAUGUGAAUAAAAUGGAUAGUGAACUUUUUUGCAUCCCGUGUUGGGAAACAGCACCAUCGCUUGACCUAGCAAUAAAACCAUGCUCUCCUGAAAAGAGUAAGAUUGAUGUUGUGGGCAGUGACAAAAAGGAACUGGAGCAAAAUUGUAGUUUGCCAUGUUUAAAAUCAGAAGUCUUUGAGACAGUUAUUGCUUCAACUGUGCCACACAAUGCACAUCAAAGAGCAGCCUGCGACAAAGUGGUAAAUUCAGUGCCAGACGAAGCAUCUGAGGUUCAAAGUAGAGAUUUUCCGACAAAGAGUUACGCUGUGGAAAAUUCGACGCCUAACAAAGCUCCUGAGACUCCAAGUGGAGGUUUUCCAACAGGAAAGCCAGAAAGUGAUGCUGUGGAAAGAUCAACUCCAAACAAAGCUCCUGAGACUCCAAGUAGAGGUUUUCCAACAGAAAAUGCAAACAAAGCCACUAAGAUUCAAAGAAGAGUUUUUCCGAAAGAGAAACCAAAAAGUGAAGCUGUGGAAAGUUCAACCCCAAAGAAAGCUCCGGAGACUCCAAGUAGAGCUUUUCCACCAGAAAAGUCAAAAAGUGAUGCUGUGGAAAGUUCAACCCAAAAGAAAAAUCCGGAGACUCCAAGUAGAGGUUUUCCACCAGAAAAGCCAAAAAGUGAUGCUGUGGAAAGAUCAACUCCAAACAAAGCUCCUGAUACUCCAAGUAGAUGUUUUUUGACAGAAAAGCCAAAAAGUGAUGCUGUGGAAAGUUCUACCCCAAAGAAAGCUCCGGAGACUCCAAGUAGAGGUUUUCCACCAGAAAAGCCAAAAAGUGAUGCUGUGGAAAGAUCAACUCCAAACAAAGCUCCUGAGACUCCAAGUAGAUGUUUUCCACCAGAAAAGCCAAAAAGUGAUGCUGUGGAAAGAUCAACUCCAAACAAAGCUCCUGAGACUCCAAGUAGAGGUUUUCCACCAGAAAAGCCAAAAAGUGAUGCUGUGGAAAGAUCAACUCCAAAGAAAGCUCCGGAGACUCCAAGUAGAGGUUUUCCACCAGAAAAGCCAAAAAGUGAUGCUGUGGAAAGAUCAACUUCAAACAAAGCUCCUGAGACUCCAAGUAGAUGUUUUUUGACAGAAAAGCCAAAAAGUGAUGCUGUGGAAAGAUCAACUCCAAACAAAGCUCCUGAGACUCCAAGUAGAGGUUUUCCACCAGAAAAGCCAAAAAGUGAUGCUGUGGAAAGAUCAACUCCAAACAAAGCUCCUGAGAAUCCAAGUAGAUGUUUUUUGACAGAAAAGCCAAAAAAAGCACCUGAGACUUCAAGUAGAGGUUUUCCAACAGAAAAUGCAAACAAAGCAACUAAGAUUCAAAGUAGAGAUUUUAUGAAAGAAAAACCAAAAACUGACGCUGUGGAAAGUUCAACCCCAAACAAAGCUCCUGAGAUUCAACUUAGAGAUUUUCCCACAGAAAAUGAAAACUCAGAGAAAAUGAGCAUUCUCAGAUCACAGCUGCUAAUACAACGCAAAAAAAAUCUUCCAUUAAAAUCCGCAUUCCGCAGCAGCGCUGGGGAUGGUUCUGAUGACACUGCGCUUUUCGCGCCAGAUAUUGUGCUCAAAAAGAGACGGCCAAAAAAGCAAAAUCACAGCAGCAGCCAUGCUACUGCUGUAUCUGCGAUCAACCUCCCUGUUGGCAAAAGUCAUGACUGCAAUAGUGUGAUAAACCAAAAAGAAACCAGGCAAAAAAGACAAGAUCCUCCUUUACAGGUUGUGAAUGACAAAACUAUGCAGGACCAUAAAGAAAAGGUGAGAGAAAAAGGGUCCUGUUACUUAAAACCGUAUUUGACCACAAAACUUGACAGAGCAAACAAGACACCAGUGAUGCACAGUGAGUAUCUGUCACCAAAGAACACUGUGAAAAAGAAAGUGAGAUUUGCCUUAUUUGGGACCAAAAGCGAUCACCAGUGUGCCGCACAAGAGCGGCGUUUCUCGCCCCCUGCUACUUUAACUGUCUUCAGCGCUUUCCAAGAUUCUAGUAAGCAGUGGUCCCAAAACAAGCAUCCGUGUUUUCCCCAAGGGCGGCGUUUUUCAGACCCCAGUACCUCAACAGUAUCCAGUGCUUCCAAAGACUAUUCAGACGUGCUUUCUGCCAAACAAAAAGUACACAACCAGUGGAGCAGCACUUUUAUACCAAAAGUAAAGAAGACCUCUCCUCCCAGGUCUCCUCCCAGGUCACCACAGAAAGUUGAACCACAGAAAGUUGAACCACAGAAAGUCGAACCACAGAAAGUCGAACCACAGAAGAAAAAACCCCAAAAACCCCAGGAAGUCUUGAAAUCAAACAUGGUAGCAUUAAAAAAGCAAAUUUUAUAUAGAGCCAUGCUAUCCAGCCAAGAGACUGAGCAAAAGCAUACAAAACACUAAAUGGUUAACUUGUGCAUAAAGUUACUUUUAAUAUGUUUUUACUUAAAAUACAUGUAAUACAUGUGGCUGUUUUUUUAUAAUUAGCAUUCCUGAUUUUUUAUGUAUAUAAUGUUUUUUAACUUUUGAGGGAAAGACGAAAACUUUAUUUUUAUACAAUCGUUAUAUUGUUUGUAAUUUAAUGUGCACCGCUGUAUAUGACUGAAUGUUGCUGGAUGACAAAUGACUGUACAUAUUUAAUAUACAUUUUUGUAAUGCAUAUUUUUUUUUAUUUUUUGUACUUGUAAAUUUUAUUUACAGUUUAAAAUACAACUUACAGUUUUCUAAAAAUGUUGAAUAAAGACAAAACUGUAUGCAACAAGUUUUGCAAAAUCUCUCGAAUCUUUUUAACUGACAACUAACACCUUUUCACACCAUAUCACUAUUUUGAAAUAAACCUGUGCCAAUUUGUCACUCUUCAUUUUUAAUCUUUUUAACAGUCCCUGUGCUGCCAAGACA